AUGGGCUCUUCGCGAGCAUCCCGGAUAGGGCUUGUGGGAGGGCGGGGGAUGUUGGCAUUGUUGCUGGCCAGUCUCCUCCUGCAAGGGACCUUGGCCAAGAGCAUUGGGACCUUCUCAGACCCCUGCAAGGACCACACGAGUAUCACCUCCCCCAGUGACCCCUGUCUCCUGGGGAAGGGGGGCUCCAGCAGCUUCAGUAGCCAAAGUGGCUCCAGCAGUUCCAGCAGUUUCCUUUCGAGUUCCAGUGGCUCCCGUGGCGGCUCCAAUGGCUCCAGUGGUAGCUCCAGCGGAUCCAUUGCUACCCAGGGUCGUUCUUCAGGAUUUUCGUUAUUUAAGCCAGGAACGGGGUAUUCCCAGAUAAGCUACUCCUCUGGACCUAGCUCUAGUCUACAAGGUGCAUCUAGUUCCUCCCAGUCAGGAAGCCUCAGCUCCCAGUCUGGAGGAGGCUCAAGCUCUUCUGUUUCCCAAACCUCCUCGAUGUCAAGCAGAAGUAGCCAGAAGGUCAACGCCAAGCUGAGCCCCUGUAGUUCCAACAUCCCCGACUCUCCCUGCAGUGGGGGACCCAUCGUCUCACACUCUGGCUCCUACAUCUCCAGCUCCCAUUCUGUGUCUGGGGGUAAAAUGCCUGUAGUGGUGGUGGUGGAGCAGCACAGCUCUGGUGGCCCCAGAGUGGGUCAAAACGUCCCCUGUAGCAAUGGUGGCCUUCCAGGCAAGCCCUGCCCCCCCAUCACCUCUGUAGACAAAUAUGGCAGCUAUGAGGUGGUGGGUGGCUCCUCUGACAGUUAUCUGGUCCCAGGCAUGACCUACAUUGGGGGCAAAAUCUACCCGGUGGGCCACUUCAUCAAAGAGCACCCCAUCAAAGGCUCUCCAGGGGUUCCUUCCUUUGCAGCCGGGGCCUCCAUCUCUGAGGGCAAAUACUUCUCCAGCAACCCCAUCAUCCCCAGCCACAGCUCUUCUAGUUCCAACAUCUACCAGUCAGGAGCUUCCUCGGCCAUUGUGUUCCAGCCGGUGGGCUCUGGUGGGGUCCUGCCCUAUGGCGUUGGCUCCAAGGGCUCUAAGGAGCCCUGCUCCCUCUCCAGCUCUGGAGUCCACAGCAGUUCUAGCCAUUCCAGCAGUUCUGGUUCAUCUUUCCAGCCCUGUGGUGGUGUUUCCCAGAGGCCCAGCUCCUCACCAGGCACUGGCUCCUUCAGUGGCAGCUCUAGCUCCCAGUCCCAUGGCAAAAUCAUCCUUCAACCCUGUGGCAGCAAGUCCAGCUCUUCUGGUCACUCUUGCAUUUCUGUCUCCUCCUCAACAUUGAGUAGGGGUCCAGCUGGCUCUUCCCAACAUGACCCCUCAGCUGGUGCCAAGCCCUGUGGCUUUGGCAGCUCUGGAACGAUCCCCUGCCACUCCAUCCAGGACAUCCUAACCCAAGUGAAGCCCCUGGGGCCCCAGCUAGUUGACCCUGAAGUUUUCCUACCCCAGGGAGAGUUACCUAACAGUCCAUAA
This is a messenger RNA of Lipotes vexillifer (Yangtze River dolphin), 1485 nucleotides long. RefSeq names its product corneodesmosin (gene CDSN). Gene Ontology annotation, biological process: skin morphogenesis; cell-cell adhesion. The transcript has 2 exons. The coding region runs from base 1 to 1485 and encodes 494 amino acids. Gene Ontology annotation, molecular function: protein homodimerization activity. Lineage: Eukaryota; Metazoa; Chordata; Mammalia; Artiodactyla; Lipotidae. The record is from RefSeq and is a predicted model, not a curated record.